CUCCAAAGAUAGGCUACUGGGCCAAUCGGAACCCACGAAACACCUUCUCCAUCCCUGUGCCAGGACUGUGGAAGUAGGCUCACUCUCUCCUGCUGAUGCUGCAGCUCUUGGAAUGCCAGGAGGGGAACCGCCUAAGGAAGAUGCUGAGAGAAGCGAGAGGGAGGGAUACAGACCAGGCCCAGAUGCGUUUGCGUUGAAUCUGAAGUCGAACAUUGACAUCACCAAUUUCAGCAGCAGCUGGAGCGAUGGCCUGGCCUUCUGUGCUCUGCUCCACACCUACCUGCCUGCCCACAUCCCCUACCAGGAGCUGAACAGUCAGGAGAAACGCGGACCCUGGGGCAACUUCGCUGCGGUGGCCAAGCCAGGAGCGGCCAAGCGAUGGCGGCACAGGGGCGGGAACUGGCCUGCACCCCUGAACAGAGCAAGCCGAGGAGCAGGUGCGCCUGCGGCUCUGUGAGGCGUCAUUCAUGACAGGCAGGCUGGGCGCUGCCACCCCGAGCCCUCCCAGGGAGGACCCGCCAGCCCAGGCCGGCGCCAGAGCUGCAGCGCCACCUGAAGACCAAGGAAUUUUUUCUGGGAGGCUGGAGCUUCAGGUGCAGUGACGUCACAGGUGCGCAGGUGCACCUGUGUGUAACGGACGGGCUUGGCCUUACCCGCGAGGCUUGGCGGUGAUCGCUUGGCUUGGCGGUGAUCGUUUGGCUUGGCGGUGGUCGCUUGGCUUGGCGGUGGUCACUUGGCUUGGCGGUGAUCGCUUGGCGGUGCUUGGCUUGGCGGUGGUCGCUGGGCUUGGUGUGGCAGUGAUCGCCUGGCUUGGCAUUUCUGGCUUGGCGGUGCUCCUUUCACAGAUUGGAAACCGCGGGCUUUCCUGCCGGGAGGUUGUGGCCCAGGCAGUAGC
Piliocolobus tephrosceles (Ugandan red Colobus) is the source of this 895-nucleotide messenger RNA. Its product is annotated as EH domain-binding protein 1-like protein 1. Lineage: Eukaryota; Metazoa; Chordata; Mammalia; Primates; Cercopithecidae. Gene Ontology annotation, molecular function: protein binding. The record is from RefSeq and is a predicted model, not a curated record. Bases 113 to 457 code for a protein of 114 amino acids. The transcript has 3 exons.